AUUAAAUUUUCUUUUGCAGGAAACGACCAAUGCAAUGAAAAUGAAUUAGAAACCAUGGCGGUCGAGACCCUCUACGUCAUGCUCGUUCUGCUCACCACCGCCCGUUGUAACUUCACCGCCAGACGGAUCUCUGACUAUGAUUACUCAGAAUACCAAAGAAUCAACACAAGCGACGUAGACACAAGCAUUGAGCUCAAAACAGAGAGGAUAGACGUCAAAAAUGAAGCUAAGAGUUCUUGCGAAAACGUAGAGCCAUAUGUAGAGCGCGUCACUAACACUAAGAUCAAUUCAGUGUAUUUGAAUAACAUCUACACGGGAAUGACAAGUUUAAAGGAGAUAUCAGGGAAGAUAGAGGUGGACGGCGUGAGCUUGUACGAUCUGCUGAGCAGCGAUUGUGGGGGGGCCAAGAUAUGUCCCAGUUUAAGCUCUAAUAGGACCUCGGACGACACGAUUACAAUUGGAUUCCUGGGAGCAUAUAAAUGGAGUCAGACUAUACUCGGCGCUUUGCCCCUGGCCGUUGCGGCAGUUAACCGCGAGCCUAGCUUGCUGCCCGGGAUUCGCCUGCGUUUCGUAGCAGCUGACAUUGGCCGUUCUCGACCGAACAUGCCGAUGGACAAAGACAGCAUGACUCUUAGAGUUAUGACUCAGAUGCGAGACCUGGGCGUUGUGGCAUUUUUCGGCCCCGAUGACACAUGCCAUACAGAGGCAAAGCUGGCGGCAGCCUGGAACCUACCGCUCAUAUCCCAUAAAUGCGCGGAUGACAGUCCAAAGCGCGACGACAAAGCAACAGACCGUGAAGCGCGCGUAAGCCUCGGCGUUACGUUCGCGCGGACUCUGCCCCCGGCCUUCAAGGUCAGCAAGUCCGUCAUGGCCCUCCUGAAGGCUUUCAACUGGAAUAAGUUCGCCAUUGUGGCUGGUGAGGGGGUCGCGGCGCAACAGAAGGAUGCUAUUAAGAAACUGGCAACGCACAAUGACAUGAUAGUAACGGCCGAGCACAAUUUUCCUUACUACAUUCCCCUGAACAUAUCCAACAUGGAGAAAAUAGUGGACCAAACUUACGACAAGACGAGAGUUUACGUGUUCCUCGGCGAGCACAUAGCGCUGGUGGACUUCGUGAAGGUGCUACAGCGGCGCGGGCUCCUGCAGACCGGCGACUACGCCGUGGUGGCGGUCGACGACGAGAUAUACGACCCCAGCACCUCUGCCAUCGCCCAUGCUGAUCAUCUGGGUCAAAAUAGCAGUAGCGACGUCAUGGCUUUCAGGGCAGUACUCAAACUUACGCCAUCAUUUCCAACGAACCCUAUUUAUGAGGAGCUGUGUCAGAUGAUACGCAACCAUUCGGCUGCGCCUCCGUUCUGCGUGCCCAAUUACCACAAGCUUUACGAAGACGCCUCUGUACCAAUAGAAGCGGCUCAUCUGUACGACGCAGUGGUACUCUGGGCCAGGGCUGCCACCGCCGCGAUGCGGGCAGGGCUGCCGGCAACCGACGGGGCCACCCUGAUGAAGCUUCUUAGACCCACUACCUACCGCUCUGUUCAGGGAUUUGAUGUAUAUAUGGACAGCGCAGGAGACGCGGAGGGCAACUUCACGGUCAUAGGGCUGGUGGAAGAUGAGACGGCCCCGGGGGGGUGGAGAGCUGCGCCGGUAGCUACCUUCCGGUACGCCAACUCUUCAGACAUGCUUCCGGAACUGGUGGGGGCCAACCAAAUCGUCUGGCUGAACGGAAAGCCGCCGGCAGCCGAGCCGCCCUGCGGCUUCGACAGACUGAAGUGCUCCCUCCCCCACGACCCGGGCGUGCUGGCGGCUAUCGUCGCGGUUGCCGCGGCCGCCAUACUUGCGCUCGCGCUGCUGCUGAGGCAUUAUAGAUACGAGCAGAAGCUGGCCAGUGUACUCUGGAGGAUCGAGGCGAAGGAUCUGACGUUUAUACUGGCGUGCAAUGAUGGGGAUAAGACGUCAGUCCCUCAAGACAACGAAGCGAGGCGAGCGCACACGACCAUCGCGAUGUACAGAAGCAACAUAGUGGCUGUCAAGAGGCUGCAGAAGAAGAGCAUCGACGUCACUAGAGCUAUUAAGAAGGAGUUGAAACAAAUUCGCGAACUUCGUCAUGAAAACAUCAACGCGUUCGUCGGUGUUUGCGUGGAGGCCGGCUCCACGUGCAUCGUGUCCGCUUACUGCUCCCGCGGCUCGCUGGCCAGGGUGCUGGCUGACCGCGACCUGCACCUGGACGACAUGUUCGUGGCCAGCCUGGUGGCGGAUCUGCUACGGGGACUUACGUACCUGCACGAUUCAGCGCUCGUCUCGCACGGGAAUCUCACGAGCAGCAACUGCCUUGUGGACAGCCGAUGGGUGCUGCAGAUUGCCGACUACGGACUGCAUAAUCUCAAGUAUGGCUGCGCCGACGCGGAAGACGCACUGCGCAUGGAACGGCGCAUGCUCUGGCGCGCGCCCGAACUGCUCCGGGACCCUAACCCCCCCUCCCGCGGCUCGCAGAAGGGGGACGUGUACUCCUUCGGUAUCAUCCUGUAUGAGAUCCUGGGGAGGAACGGACCGUGGGGCGAUACCAAUCUGACUAAUGCUGAGAUAAUCGGACGAGUCCGGCAGCCGAUUGGAGGCGUCCUCUUCAGGCCACCAAUGAGCGGCUUAGCGGCCAGACCGUCGGUCUUAGCGGUUCUGAAUGCGUGCUGGAGCGAGCGGCCUGACCGCCGACCUGACUUGCGGCUAGUUCGACUCAGGCUCAAGGAUAUGCACGCUGGCAUGAAAACCAACAUAUUUGACAACAUGCUGGCUAUGAUGGAGAAGUAUGCAAGUAAUCUUGAAGCGCUGGUGGCGGCCAGGACUGAACAGCUGCUUCAGGAGAAGCGACGCACGGAUGACCUGCUGCACAGAAUGCUGCCCAGGACUGUGGCAGAGGCCCUGAAGCGAGGUGAAAGGGUCCAAGCUGAGAGCUACGAGUGCGUGACGAUAUACUUUAGUGACGUCGUGGGUUUCACCAACCUAGCGGCAACCAACACGCCUAUGCAGGUGGUGGAAAUUCUGAAUGACUUAUACACAUGCUGUGAUGCCAUCAUAUCAUAUUACAAUGUUUACAAGGUGGAGACAAUAGGUGACGCAUACAUGGUGGUCGGAGGCGUACCCGAGCGCUGUUCGCGGCACGCAGCCGAGGUAGCUUCGCUCGCGCUGCACGUGCUGGAUGCGGUGCCUAAGAUUACGAUGAGGAAUAUGCCAGCCGCUCGACUUCAUAUACGAAUCGGUAUACACAGUGGGCAGUGCGCCGCGGGCGUCGUGGGUGUCAAAAUGCCUCGCUACUGCCUCUUCGGGGACACGGUCAACACUGCGGCACGUAUGGAAUCCAGCGGUGAACCGCACAGGAUCCAUGUCAGCAACGACACGUACAAGCUGCUGAGGCAUCAUGGCGGGUACCAUUUCAAGGAGAGGGGGAUUGUGAAUAUCAAGGGUAAGGGCGACAUGAAAACUUGGUGGCUGGUCGGAGAGGAUCAUGAAAGGAGAAAAAACUCUCUUUCCCGAUACCAACCCGGCCUUGACAGGCCCUCGCAGUCCGAAGACUCAAUAGAGCCUUGGUGGAACCCGCACCGCUCUAUUCAGAACAUCCGUGACCGAGCGCGUCUUUCAUGCGGGGGCUCCCUUGGCCCCGGCUCAGCCCUAUCGUCCCCUGGUCCGCCAGCCUGCGCCUGCUUCGUCCCGCAACGCGACCACCAUUCCGCUCCGGCCGUCAGCUUCUGUGACGAUUGGCGCUAACAGCCUACCCGACCCCUUGACGAAAAGACUGAUAAACCAUUUGAGAAUGUAAAUGUCAAUGUUAACUAUUAUAACGACUACGUUGACGAGUGCGAUGAGGAGGCGGUGAUGAAAAGAAUGAAACAAGGCGCCGAUGAACGAGCGAGGGGCUUGGCUGCGAUGCAGAGACUUUGCUCCGUCGAUUUUGACUACGGUACCUGGUUAUAAACAACGUGUU
Molecule: messenger RNA, 3973 nt
Organism: Cydia amplana
Lineage: Eukaryota; Metazoa; Arthropoda; Insecta; Lepidoptera; Tortricidae
Product: guanylate cyclase 32E-like
Exons: 23
Coding region: 55-3756 (1233 amino acids)
Biological process (GO): protein phosphorylation; receptor guanylyl cyclase signaling pathway; cGMP biosynthetic process
Cellular component (GO): plasma membrane
Molecular function (GO): guanylate cyclase activity; ATP binding; peptide receptor activity
Source: RefSeq, a predicted model, not a curated record